GCUUCCAGUUUUCUUUAGAUGGAAAUAUAAAUAUGAAAAAUGUCUGUGUGUUAUAAACUUACAGUUGAAUGGAUUGACAUGUUAUUUUGUGCAGACCAUGGAACUUCCUAUGUUUUUUGUGGCAUUUAUAUUUCUAUUUUAGCGUUCUUGUUCAGAAAAUAGUCCUAUGUUUUUCUGCGCUGAGAAGUUUUCUCUAUAUCAUUCUAUUCUACCAUCACCUUUGGGUACCCUCAUACAUCUAACUCUUAACAUGUAAUAAAUAACCUUGUUUCUUUGCAUUUCAUUGACAACAUGUGUCACGAUCUAAUAUCCAUGUUUGGGUUCACAACUUCACUUUCUGCCUCCACAUUUUCAUUUCUGAAAGUCCACCACUGAAUUGUGGAUAUUAAAAUGGUUACUUUGGUCAACUUACUUGAGACUAGUUGCCUUGUAUAUUUGUGCCCUGCUUUCUUGUGCCUUCAUUUUAUGGAUCGUAAAAUGAUAACUGAACAAAUACCGUAGGAGAACUCAAAUUUUCUCCCUUAAUCUUCUAUUAGCUAGUGUUAAACUUACAUACAGAAAAUUCCUACAAAAUCUCCUAGAUAUUCUUCUAAUUUACAGCAGUGAUAGUCUUUAUCUAAUGUACAACACAAACUUAAAUUAAAUAAGAAUAUUAUCUUGAAUAAAAUCUUAGUAGAUGUGAUAAUUAAGAGAAAGAUUAAUAUUAUGUGCCUUCAAGAGACGAGAUGGGUAGGGAAAAAAGAAAAAAUUUUGCCAGAAAAUGGAUAUAAAAUAUGGUACACAGGAAAUGAUCGAGCAAAAAAUGGAGUGGGGAUUAUUAUGGAUAAAAUCUUAGUAGAUGAGAUAGUGGAUGUAAAGAGAAUAGGGGAUAGGAUUAUUAUGGUGAAGCUUAUUUUAGGAAGAAUGACUAUUAAUAUCUUUAGUACAUAUGCACCACAAGCGGGGUUAGGUAAGGAGAUAAAAGCAAAAUUUUGGGAGGACCUAGAGGGACUCAUACAAAUGAUACCAAGAGUAGAGAAAGUGAUUAUAGGAGGUGACUUAAAUGGUCACGGGGAAAUUAAUAAUGAGGGUAAGUCUAUUCUAGAUUUUGCAAUGGCAUAUGGGCUCAUCAUAACCAAUACUAAGUUCAAAAAACGGGACGAACACUUAAUCACAUAUAAAAAUGUCACAUCAAACACCCAAAUAGAUUACUUCCUCAUGAGACAAGAGGAUCGGGUAUGCUGUAGGGAUUGUAAGGUGAUACCGGGAGAGUGUUUGACUACUCAACAUAGACUUCUAGUACUUGACGUCCAAGUAAGAAAUUGGAAGAGAAAAAAUCACAUAAAACAAAAUCCAAGAAUCAGGUGGUGGGAUUUAAAAGGGGAGAAACAACUAAUCUUCAAAGAAAAAUUAAGGGGUAGAAGAGAAUAGAAUGGAGAAGGACAAACAAAUCAAAUGUGGAGAGAAAUGGCUAAUGCCCUGAGAAGCACAGCAAAGGUAGUGCUUGGAGAGACGAAUGAUAGAGCCCAUAAUCUUAAGGAGUCUUGGUGGUGGAAUGAAGAAGUACAAUUGAAAAUUAAAAAUAAGAAAAAUUGCUAUAAGGCCGUAUAUCAGUGCAACAAUGAAGGAAAUCAAAAAAAUUACAAAGAAUCAAAAAAAGCUGUUAGUGAAACAAGAUCAAAAGCAUACGAGAAUCUAUAUAAACGACUUGAUACAAAAAAUGGAGAAAGGGAUAUAUAUAAAUUAGCUAAAGCAAGAGAAAGAAAAAUAAGGGAUUUAAAUCAAGUGAAAUGCAUAAAAGAUGAAAAUCAAAAUGUAUUAGUGAAUGAGGGAGCGAUUAAGGAGAGAUGGAAGGAAUAUUUCACAAAAUUAUUCAAUGAUGAUGGCGACACAAGAGUUAGGUUGGGACAUCUUAGUAAUUCCGAAGGGAACUUAAGCUAUACAUUUUAUCGACGCAUAAGUCUAAAUGAAAUAAGACAAGCAUUAAAAAAGAUAAAAAAUCAUAAGACGGUAGGACCAGAUAAUAUACCAAUAGAAGCAUGGAAAUGCAUGGGAGAAGAGGGCAUCUCUUGGCUAACGAAAUUAUUUAACGCGAUUCUUAAAUCAAAAAAGAUGUUAGAUGAGUGGAGGAAGAGCACUUUGGUCCCUAUAUAUAAGAAUAAAGGAGAUGUUCAAAAUUGUGAAAAUUACAGAGGAAUUAAGUUAAUGAGUCAUACCAUGAAACUCUGGGAGAGAGUAAUAGAGUAGAGGCUCAGAAAAAAAACAGAGGUAUCGAAAAAUCAGUUUGGUUUCAUGCCUGGUAGAUGAACAAUGGAAGCUAUAUACCUACUGAGACGCCUAAUGGAAAGGUACCGGGAGCAUCAGAAGGACCUACAUAUGGUGUUUAUAGAUCUAGAAAAGGCCUAUGAUAGGGUCCCUAGAGAAGUAUUAUGGAGGGUUUUAGAGAAGAAAGGAGUUUGAAUAGCCUAUAUAUAAGCCCUUAAGGACAUGUAUCAUGGUGCAGAGACAAGGGUCAGAACAUGCGGAGGGGAUACUGAACCGUUUAAAAUUACAAUAGGAUUGCAUCAAGGUUCUGCACUAAGUCUAUACUUAUUUGCUUUAGUAAUGGAUGAACUCACUAAAGAUAUUCAGACAGAGGUGCCAUGGUGUAUGCUAUUUACAGACGACAUAGUGUUGGUGGAUGAAAUAAAAGAAGGAGUGAACACUAAGCUUGAGUUAUGGAGAAACAAUUUAGAAUCUAAGGGAUUGAAAUUAAGUAGAAAAAAAACAGAAUAUAUGGAAUGUAAAUUUAGUAAGAAUGCAAGAGUGGAGGAUGUUAUAAUAAAAUUGGAAAACCAGAUCUUACAAAGAAAAGAUCAUUUUCGAUAUUUGGGAUCAAUGAUUCAAAAAGAUGGAGAAAUUCACGAGUAUGUCACACAUAAAAUUAAGGCAGGUUGGCUAAAAUGGAGAAAUGCAUCGGGGGUGUUAUGUGAUGGUAAAAUCCCAUUAAAACUGAAAAGAAAAUUUUAUAGGACAGCUAUAAGACCAGUUUUGUUGUACGGUUCAGAAUGUUGGGUAGUCAAAUACCAACAUGAGCAAAAGACGAGCGUAGCGGAGAUGGGGAUGUUAAGAUGGAUGCGCGGCCAUACAAGAAAAGAUAAAAUUAGAAAUGAAGUUAUUCAUAAUAAGGUAAGAGUAGUGCCAAUAGAGGAGAAGAUGAGAGAGACUAGACUAAGAUGGUUUGGUCAUGUGAAAAGGAGACCAAGAGACACUCAUGUGAGGAGAGUUGACGAAAUGGAACAAUUAGUCAAAAAAAGAGGUAGAGGCAGACCUAAGAAGACUUUGGGAGAGACAUUAAAAUUUGAUAUGAAGUGUAUGGAUCUCAAUGAAGAUAUGACAAAAGAUAGAAAUACAUGAAAGUCUAGAAUUCAUGUAGCUGACCCCACAUAGUGGGAUAAAGGUUGGAUAUGUUGUUGUUAUUGUUGUUGUAUUAUCUUGAAUAAAAUUUGCAUUAUCUUAAGUCUUCUCCUUCUUGAACAAGGAGUCUUUUCCAACACUCUCCUUCAAGCUAGUGAAUAGAUGUCUAUCAUUCCCAACUUGCCUCUUAUUACUUCAAAUCCUUGUUUUUGCAUUGCCUUGGUCAAGAUAUUUGCCUCUCGAUCUUUGGUAGGAACAUAAGUUAGUCUUAUAUCUCCUGCUUCUAUUUCUUCCCUAACAAAAUGCAUGUCAAUUCUCACAUGCUUCAUCCGGUCAUGUUGUACUGGAUUAUUCACUAUACUUAUAGCUGAUUUACUAUCGCUAUAAAGUAUUUUUGAUGUUGUGAUUGGCAUGUCCAUAUCCUUCAUCAAUCUUUCUAACCAAAUUAUCUCACAAAUGCACUGUGCAAUGGCUCGAUACUCGACCUCGGCACUGCUACGUGAAACAACCUGUUGCUUUUUGCUUCUCCAUGUGACUAGAUUUUCCCAUAAUUUUGUGCAAUACACUGUGCAAUGGCUUGAUACUCGACCUCGGCACUGCUACGUGAAACAACCUGUUGCUUUUUCCUUCUCCAUGUGAUUAGGUUUCCCCAUAAUUUUGUGCAAUACCCUAAUGUGAAUUUGCUGUCUUCAACAAAUCCUGCCCAAUAUGCGUCUGAAUAACUCUUUAUUCCUCUUUCACUACUUUUCUUAAACAACAAUCAUUUCCCAGGUGUGCCUUUAAGAUAUCUUAGGAUAUGAUAAGCAGCUUCUAGAUGUCUUUUGGUUGGAGAAUGCAUGAAUUGACUGAUUAUACUUACCGCACAGACAAUAUCUGGCCUUGUAUGAGAUAAGUAGAUCAAUUUUCCCACUAGACAUUGAAAUCUGCCUAUAUCAACUUGAUCCUCUUCAUUCUUUUCAUUUUUAUUCUUCCAAUUUGGUUCUAAAGGAGUGCUAGCUGGCUUGCACCUGAGUUUACUAGUUUCCCUCAAAAAAUCAAGAGCGUAUUUUCUUUGUGAGAUGAAAAUACCCUCGCUGUUUCUUGCUACUUCCAAUCCCAAGAAAUAUUUUAAAUCUCCCAAAUCCUUAACUCCAAAUGCCUCUCUUAAUUGAUGCUUCAAUAGUUCAAUCUCUUGAUGGUUGUCUCCGAUGAUAAUUAUAUCAUCCACAUAGACUAUAAGAAUGGUCUUCUUUCCCCCAGAAUCUGUCUUUAUAAAUAAUGUGUGGUCAGCUUGUCCUUGUCUAUAUUUAAGUUGUUGUAAAGUUUCACUGAAUCUCUUGAACCAUGCCCUUGGUGAUUGCUUGAGGCCAUAUAGUGAUUUCUUUAGUUUGCAAACUUUUCCUCUUGUAUCUUAUCUUUCAAAAGCUGGGGGAAUCCUCAUAUAAUUUUUCUUCUUCUAACUCACCAUUUAAGAAGGCAUUUUUAAUGUCUAAUUGGUGAAGUUUCCAAUCCAAGUUGACUGCCAAUGACAGUAUCACCCGAAUGGAAUUAAGUUUGGCCACUGGUGCAAAAGUUUCCUCAUAGUUAAGACCUUGAGUUUGAGUAAAGCCUUGAGCUACAAGCCUAGUCUUGUAUCUCUCAAUUUUUUCAUCUGAUUUAUACUUAACAGUAAAGACCCAUUUGCUCCCAAUGAUGUUUUUUUCAUUGGGUAAUUUCAGUAUCUCCCAUGUGCCAUUCUUUUCUAGAGCAUGCAUUUCCUCCAUUACAGCUUUCCUCCAUUUUUCCUCCUGUAAAGCAUGAUAAAUAUCUUUAGAAAUACUCACAUUAUCAAUGCUGAUAGUAAAGGCCCUGAAUUGUGGGGACAAUUGGGAGUAUCCUAGGAAAUUGGUGAUAGGAUACUCAGUAUAAAAUCUGGUCCCUUUCCUCAAAGCAAUAGGAAUAUCAGGAUCUGAUUUCUGCUCCCUGUUUGUCUCCUGCUCACUGUUAAUACCUUCAGUAUUCCUCUCGAUAAUUUCAGGACUUAUCCAAGGUUCUGAUAGGUUAGCAGGCUGAGAAUCAAGAGUUCUUCUUGAGUAAACCUUUAGAAGUGGUUUACUUUGGGGCUAAUCAUCCUCCUGAUUUUUGGUUUCGUUAUUUUCUCCCCCUUGACAGGUUUGAGGUGAAGGAAUAGGGGCUGGACAAGCUUUAGAUGUGGUUUGAGAGGAUUCUUUGUCAUGAAUAGGUGUAAGGACAGUAGGAGACAAAUCUGGAAUAGGUAUCAAUGGGUCCCAAUGAGGUGUUUUUCAGUGAAAUUCUGCUGGGAAUUGUCAUGGAAGAAUGACUUAUUCUCAAGGAAUGAAACAUCACAAGAAACAAUAAAGUUUCAGGUACUAGGGUUGUAGCAUUUAUACCCUUUUUGGUUAGGUGAGUACCCCACAAAUACACACUUGGUAGACUUGGGAUCCAACUUGGACAGUGUUGGCACAUUUCUGUGAACAAAAACAAUGCAGCCAAACACUCAAGGAGUAAGGGAAUUUAGGACUCUAUUAUGAUGAGGAAAAGUUUCAAGAAGUACAUCUAAGGAGUCCUAAAUUUUAGAGUCUUUGAGGGAAGCCUAUUAAUGAGAUAUGCAUCUGUUAAUACUGCUUCUCUCCAAUAGGAAUUUGGAACCGAAUGGGUUCUUGCUGUCUCAAGAAGAUGGCUAUUCUUUUUCUCGACUAUCCCAUUUUGUUGAGGGGUAUCUGAGCAUGAGCUUUGGUGAAUGAUACCAUGCUCGCUUAGGUAUUUGUUGAAAUCAUUAGAGAAAUAUUCUUUUCCAUUGUCGGUUUUCAAUAUAUGAAUUUGGGUUUGAAAGACAUUUUUGAUCAUGAGAUGAAAAUUCUGGAAUAUAAGACAAGCUUCUGAUUUAUCUUUCAUUAAGAAAACCCAACAUAUCUGUGUAUAAUCAUUGAUAAAAGUGAUAAACCAUCGAGUGGUAGUGAGAUUUGAGGUUCUAGAUGGCCCCCAAAUAUCACUAUGAACAAGAUGAAAAGGUUUUGAAGGAUUAUAAGCAUGAUUAGGAAGAGUGGUUCUAAUUUGUUUUGCAAGAAUGCAAUGUUCACAAAUGAAAUCUUGAAUCUUAUUUCUAGAAAACGAAGGAUACAAACAUCUAAGAUAAUCCAAACUUGGAUGUCCCAAAUGUUGAUGCCAUAACAAUAAGUCUGAAUUAGAAACUAUAGACAAAGAAGAUGAAAUAAAUGACCUAAAACCAGAAGAAUAAUUUGUUCUUGAUGUUUGAUAAAGUCCCCCUCUCAUCUUAGCACUACCAAUCUUCCUCCUCGAGGUUAGGUCCUGAAAAAUACAACAAUUUUUGAAAAAAGUCACCAUGCAAUCUUUAUUUUGAGUUAACUUACUAACUGACAGUAAGUUGCAUUGGAGAUUUGGCACAUAAAGUAUCGAUUUAAGGGAUAUUUCUCUAAGAUUUACAGUUCAUUUUCCCUUUACACAGGAUAUUAUCAUCAGCCAUAACAACAUUAAUCAGUUUAUCACAUGUUUCAUAAUCAGAAAGCAAUUUUAGGUCACCUAUCAUAUGAUCAGAAACACUUGUAUCUAUGAUCCAGCAGUUUGUAGGGCAUUUUUGAGACAUUAGAGAGUAUAUUUCAGUACCUUUCCCUGCCAGAGACACUGUUGGAUUAGGAUUCUCCGGGAUUUCAGUUUGAGUUACCUUAGUUUGGUUUAGCAAGCUUUGUAGAGCCUCCAUCUGAGCAGCAGUUAGACUGAAAUUUGCUGCACUCCCUUUUUCAGCUUUCAUUGUAUAGGCUGAUUGUGCUUUUUUUCUUUGACUUCUUGGUUUCCAUCCAGCCGGCUUUCCAUGGAUUUUCCAACAUGUAUCCUUAGUAUGGUAUGGCCGAUUGCAGUAUUCACACCAUUGUUUUUCUUUGGGGUUCUCUCCUUUAGUUGUAGCAUAUGGCUUUCCUCGGAAACUACUUAGGGCUAAGGCUGAAGAAUAUACCUCAUUGUUCGACUCCCCUAAGCCCAAGAACAUCACCUUCUUUCGGCUCUCUUCCCUUCUAACCUCUGCAAAUACUUCUCUCAUUGUUGGGAAAGGUUUUGUUCCCAACAAUCUGCCUCUAACCUCAUCUAGAUCUAAGUUUAAACCAUGUAAGAAGUCAAACACUCUUUCCUUCUCUACUAUCAGCAGCACACUCCCAUUUAAUCUCAUGAAAUAAAUCACUUUCUUGCCAUAACUCGGUUAAGGUAUCAAAAUUCUCAGUGACUUAGUUUGUACCUUGCUUGGUUGUUCGUAUGAGUGAUCUAACCUAGAAUGAUUGAGCUGUAUUUUCCAAAUGAGAGUAGACUUCUUGGACUGCUUGCCAAAUCUCACAAGCCGUCUUGUAGAAGAGGUAAGUCCUUCCUAUCUUUGGCUCCAUUGAGUUCACUAACCAAGCCAUAACUGUGGCAUUCUCAGCUUCCCAUAUGCCAUAUGUUGCUGUCUCUGAAUUCGGUUUAGGCGUAAUACCGGUUAGGUAGCCUUCUUUACCUUUCUCUCUAACAACUAACAACACAGAUUGUGACCAUUCCCUAUAGUUGGCCCCAUUUAACUUGUGCUAUGUGAUCUGGGGGGAUUGGCUAUCCAUUGCUAUUGGAAUAAUGGAUCCAUGAUGGUUGAUCGGAGAGGUUGCAGAAGAGGUCUCACUAGACGAGACCUUUCCUGCCAUUCUUCCAACUCGAGAAUCCUUCAAGGAGUUGAAGACACGAAUGAAAAAGAGUCCACAAACCGUGGCUCUGAUACCAUUAACAAAUACCGUAGGAGAAGUCAACUUUUCUCCCUUAAUCUUCCAUUAGCUAGUGUUAAACUUAUAUACCGAAAAUUCCUACAAAAAUCUCCCAUAAAAUUCUCUAGAUAUUCUCAUAAUUUACAGCAGUGAUAGUCUUUAUCUAAUGUACAACACAAAAUUAAAUUAAAUAAAAAUAUUAUCUUGAAUAAAAUCUGCAUUAUCUCGGGUCUUCUCCUUCUUGAACAAGGAGUCUUUUACAACAAUAACAAAUUAUUUCACCAAGAAAACUUGAGAUUACCUUCUUUGGUUGAAAGAUGACCAAAGGAGUCCCGUAAAUUUAGUUGUCUUGUCUUUUAACAAAAUGGGCCAGCCAUUGGUUUUAAUUAGUGGUCAUGAUUGUGUAAUUAGUUUUUUCUCACUUUGGUCAAUAAAAUGGAGAGCUUGUUUUUGCAAAAUUGAAUUCUUCUCCCGUUGAAGCUUUCUGCAAGCAAUUUAAAAAUCACAUGGAGUGCAUGAUAUUCAAGAAAUAACUUAACGUAUUAUGCAAACAUGACUCUUAUUUUACGGAUCCCCAAAUCAAGUGACAGAGAAUUAUCAAGCCUUAAAACUAGUAUAGCCUUAAUUAAAGCUUAUUACACAAAGCAACAAGUGAUCAUGAAUGAAGAAUCCAAUGAAGAAUCAAACACCUUAAAUAUAAAAUUCUUUUCUUGAGAUCAACAGGACCAUAAACUUGAGAAUGAAAAUGGUGUUGUUUUAUGAAUCAACCAACUCUCCCUUCCAAAAGUUAAAUUAUUAUGCUUCAGCCUUUCAUGUUGAUUCUUGUCUUAGGCCUUCUUCCAUUGUUUGAACCAACAAGGAGGCUUUGGCCAAGCAUCAAUGGCAAGAAGUCAGAAGUAUAAUAAUUUUAUUGAGAAGCUGAAUCUUGGUAAGGAGAGUUGGAUUGAGCAUCUGUUCUUUCUUCUUACAAGUAAAAACAAAAACAUGAUUAGAGAAGAUUGGAGAGUUAAUUCAUGUAGCAACUGGAUUAAAGUUUGUGAUGUUGUUACUAAGUGAAAAAAAUAGGCCUGUUUUUAUUUGUGUAGGGAGCCAAUGGUAUAUGCUGGAGACAAGAUUUGUGGGUAAGUGUUUUAGCAAUUUGGCUGUGAGCAACACCUAAUAAGCUACUUAUCUUGUGUCCUGAAGGGUAAUGUUUUAGAGAGGAACAGUUAGAUCUAGCAAGAUGAAGAAGAAAUACAAACGAAGGGAGACGUAUUUGGCAUUAAUUUUGAACAUAUGAUUUCAAACAUAUUGGAUCAAUCCAGUACACUCCUUAUAUAGGUUUUGGAUAUAGAUUUCAGUUAAUCUUUGAUCAUGGAGCCUUGGCUAUUUCUGGUUUGUUUAAGAAUAAGACAAUCAGGUUCCUAGUAUCAUCACAUUUCUUUUGAGGAGGUAGAACCAUUUCUUUCUACCGGUGGAUUUUGGAACCCCAUUUUUGUAUUUACCAACGCAAAUCAUUGCCAAAAAAAAACUAUUCAAACCAGUCAAAGUGUCAAGUUCUUGAAAUUUUCUUCACGAGUUCUAAACCUUUUCAGUGAUCGUUUUCACAAGUUUUCAGAUUAAAUAAAUGGUUGGAAUUGCUUCUCAUUGUUGGAGAUAAUUUAGAAAAUUUCUGGGCAGAUUUGAUGAUGUAUUCUGAAGCCAAGAAUAACAGCAAACAAAAGUUGUAUAAGACAUUUGCACUUACUCAUCCUAUAUAUAAAAUAUGUAAUAUUUCAAGAUGUGUGGUAAGCUAAACUUGUGCUUUAUUUAGAAAAAUAUAUAUGAUGUCUUAAUAAUGGAUGAAUGAGUCCCUUACAUUAUAAAAGCUUCAAUUACAUUGAUUUGUAAAUUUUAGACACCUUUUAAUGACAAAAAUUUAUGCUGAUAAGCUAAUUAUAGUAACCUGUCAAACUAACCUAUAUUACUUUAUAUGCAAGGAAGUAGCAAUAGAUGCGUAAUCAAUACAAAAAAAGAGAGAAUAAGAAAUUAGACUAAGUAAUAAGGUUUGAGUUUGUGUCUAAUAAGAUAAGAUGUGGCAGAUGCAAUUAAGAUGGUGGCUAUAUGAGAAUAAGAUGGAUAGAUGCACCUGUGAGAUGAGUGGAUGAAAAUCAAAUAGAGGAAAUUUAUAUCCAAAGAACAAAAGCAGGACCAAAGAAAAAUGUGAGAUAGGAUGUAAUAACAUUACAGCAGAUAUGGUCAUGAAUAGAGAUGGUUGGAGGUCCAAAAUUCAUAUAGCUGGCCAUCUAGUUGGACUAAGGCCUGUAAUUAUUAUUGUUGCUGUGGUGGUUAUAAACUUUUCUUUUAUUAAGAUAUAAUGACAAACAAUUAAAAACGAAAAGAAAAAACACUUAGUAAUUUAGAAGUAAGACAUCGUUACAAACUACUGCAAAAAUAAAAGAAAAUUUGCCAUUAACCUCACAUAUUGCGUCAAGCAUAAGCAUAUUUUGUUGACUCCCUAAACACAUAUUUUCCAUACAUGAAUUGAAUUGGCUUGUUACUCUCUUCUUUCUCUUUCUCUGUACUUUUGGAGCUCUGGCUACAGAUUUUUGGACUGCUUUGUUUUUUUUUUAUUUUGUAUGCUACAAGUUCUAUAAUUUGUGGUUUAAGGUCUUAUUCUUGUUGUUCUUUUUGGUUGGUAUAUAGUUUGAUUCUUUUUUGCUUAUUUGGAGAUCCGUCUGUUUUCUUCAUAAAAAGAUCAAUGAGGAUGGCAUUCAAUCACUGAGUUAAAAGAGCCAUUGUUUUGUCAAUCACAUGCCAUUACUGAAUACAAAAAACAUUUAGGUUCAUUAAUAAAUCAUAUAGAGAAUAUAUAAAUAUCACAAAUGAAAAUCAUUUUCAAAUACAUCAUUAUAACUUUAAAAGCAUCAACCAACACCUAAGUUCACGAAAAGGCCCUGGAAAACAAAAAAGUAAAUAUUUCCUCUGUUGAGUUGUAUAUAGAGAUAACACUUGUGUGUGUAUUCUAGACUUAGGGUUAGCCUUAUGUCAUGGCUUAUGGAUGAUUUUGUAUAAAUAGGUGUACAUUCUAUUAGUUAAGAGAUGCAAGAAAUUUCCAAUCUCUCUUAAGUUUUACAUGGUCUCAGAGCAGAUAAUAUAUCCCGACCUGGAGACAUGUUAUGAACAAAGCACGUACAACCAAAGAUAUGGGGAGGAAGAACAUAUAAUGGUUGAUCAGGAAACAAAAGAGAGUGAGGAACUUUGUCUUGAAGAACAAAGGAAGGCAUCUUAUUAAUGAGAUAGCACAAGAUGAUUGAUGUAAUAUUCCUUGAGAAGACAUAAAGGUAGUGAAGGGAGCAGAAAAAUAUUCAGACACUGAUUACGCUGGUUCUCCAUCUGAUAAACGAUCUACUUCAGGAUAUUGUGUUCUGGUUGGAGGGAACUUAGUAUCUUGGAAAAGCAAAAGGAAGGAUAUUGUUGCUAGGUCAAGUGCAGAAGCAGAAUAUUUGAUUAAAACAAUUGCUUCAGGAACUCAAAUUUGGAGAAAUAUCACAGAUGAGAUUAAUUUGCGAUAAUCAAGCUGCGUUACAUAUUGCAUCCAAUCCAAUCUUUCAUUAGAUGACCAAACACAUCGAGAUAGAUUGUCACUUCAUUCGAGAAAAGAUUUUAUCUGGUUGUAUUAUCACAGUUUUUGUCAAUUUAAAUUACCAGUUAGCAGAUGUCUUUACUAAAUCUCUCAGAGAUUCUCGAAUUGGGUAUAUAUGUAACAAGCUUGGUGCAUAUGAUAUGUAUGCGCCAACUUGAAGGGGAGUGUUGAGUUGUAUAUAGAGAUAACACUUGUGUGUGUAUUCUAGACUUAGGGUUAGCCUUAUGUCAUGACUUAUGUUAUGCUUAUGUCAUGACAUGAAUAAUUUUGUAUAAAUAGGUGUACAAUCUAUUACUUAAAAGAUGCAAGAAAUUUCCAAUCUCUCUAAGUUUUACACCCUCUUUCAACUUGCCAGGGUAUGUGGAAUGUCCCAAACACACAAAAUACGUGUAAUAUGAGCUAAACAGAUACUCACUUCUCAAGAGUUAAAAUGCUCACAUGUUGCUUCUGUGUAUAAACUUUUUCUUAAAAUUAGUAUGGUAUAGGUUGAAAAAUGUAAAAGCACGGCUCCCAAGUGAUAAAAGAAAGAAGAACUCAAAUUUUGUCCUUUACCAACUUAAAUAUAUUAUUUUCAUCAGCUGCAACUUACUGCAACCAAGUUAGGGUUGGUGCUACCAAAUUAAAUAUAUUAAAUCAAGGUAAAUUACACUAUUAGUCCUUCAACUUUUGCACUCCAUAGUAACAAUUUACUUUUUGUCACCACUAAACUUUAAUUUUUUAUAUAAUUUAGUCCCUCUUUUCAUUUUUCACCAAAUUCUAUUAAUGAAAACUGAUAUAAGAUAUAUUAAUAUAAAUUCAGAAAUCAGUUAAUGUUAAAAUAACAUAAGCCCCACAAUCAUGUGAUUUUGAGGUUUAUAUUAAUAUAUAUCGUAUUAGUUUUUGUUAAUAAAAUUUGACGAAAAAUCAAAAAAGAAACUGAAUCGUAACAAAAAUCAAAAUUAAGUGAUUGUGGUAACAAAAAUUAAAACACAAUGACCAAUUUGUUAUGGAAUGCAAAGUUCAAGAAUUAACAAUGUAAUUUACUCUAUUAAACCACUUCAAAUACAGCAGCCUGGGGCAUUCUUGUGGUCAAUGAAUUUCUUUAUCAGCUAAUACAUGUUUCAGUGAAAUGUUGGCUAGCCUCUUCUUGAUAAUGGUAUUUAUGAUUUUAAGCAUCUCCUUUACUACUAACAUUCACGUCGUGCAUUGGACUAAACAAUUAAUUAAGAGCGAUUUGGUUGGCAGAGCACUUUUGUUGUCAAUUUAGAUAAGAUAUUAAAAUCAAUAUCUGCACCAUUUACAAAUUUAAAUCAGAUUGAAAUGGAGCUUUUCCACCUCGAACCAAUUUAAAUGUUGAGAUUAAAUUGAUUCUUCUGCAAUGGGAUAAGUAGAUUCAUCUUGUGCUUAUUUUUCUAUU
Molecule: messenger RNA, 13087 nt
Organism: Diospyros lotus (date-plum)
Lineage: Eukaryota; Viridiplantae; Streptophyta; Magnoliopsida; Ericales; Ebenaceae
Exons: 2
Coding region: 2467-3375 (302 amino acids)
Source: RefSeq, a predicted model, not a curated record